Molecule: messenger RNA, 621 nt
Organism: Penicillium digitatum Pd1
Lineage: Eukaryota; Fungi; Ascomycota; Eurotiomycetes; Eurotiales; Aspergillaceae
Source: RefSeq, a predicted model, not a curated record
AUGAGCGGGUUUCACUGGAAUACCACAGAUUUCCCCAAGCCAAUAUUCGGAUCGCAUGAGUCGUGGAGUUUGAACAAGAGUCUCUGUGCCGAUCGCUACUCUCGAUAUGGUGCAUAUGGCUACCUUCACGGUAAUGAACCUACUCGAAUCCACAAUUGGAAUGGUACAUUUGGUUCUAACGAGCCCGCCGAAAUAGACUGGCAGCAAGUGGACUGGGCACAUCUACAACAUGAGUGCCUGCAGCGCAAUAGCGAUCGAUAUCGCAGGCAACAAUCUGAAGGGAAGAUAACCGCUCUGUACAAGUCACUGAAUUUCAAUGUACAGUCUCGUGAGCCCUUGAACAAAACAGACAGGGCUCAUCCCCGGGCAGCCGUCAUACUGCGCUCUUGGAUCGGCAUUAAAUACACUGAAAACGACUUGUAUCACAUUCGAUCUAUGAUUAUGGAGCCGUCGCUCUAUUCGGGUGCAGAAUAUGAGCUUAUCCUCCUCAGUGACUGCCAGGGCGAGAAAAUGCCCAAAGAAACUGAUCAUGCUGCCUGGGAGACAUUCAAAGCGAAACUUUUGCCACAGGAGCUGCGCAGCCUGGCGGCAUGGUUUAACGCGGAUAUGUUGAAGGAUUGA